AUGGAUGUGGACGACGAUCCAGAUCCCGCUAUGCCACCUUCUGGGACGCCCACGCAUCCCAUCGAAAUCUCCAGCAGUUCUUCAUUUGCAGGAUCGCCAUAUAUAGGCCCCGACAUAUGGGCCGAAAGGUGGAGUACUUACAAGUGGGAGUUUACUCCCCCUCACCACAACUCACCUCCACCACAACGUGCUCCCUCCGAGGAGCCACUUUUUCAAGCGGUCACGCCACCGCCACCGCCAGCACCAGAGCAGCCUCCGCCGCCAGAACCGUCGAGGCGAAGAAGAAGCGCACGGAUGUCCGUGCGAGGGGGUUUUCAUUUCAGCACCCCACAAAACUCCAGCAACUAUCUGCCAAUCUUUGAAGACCCACAAAUGGGCGGGCCUUCAAAUGCUGUUUUAGAAGUCGACUCUGCACCGGUCACUCCUGCACCACCACCCAUGGGUUAUGAAAGCCCAAUCCGUGCUUACCAAGAUACAACUGGGUACAACCCGUUUGAGCCACAAGCUUACUCGGGUUAUAACUAUAGUGCACCUGCUGUCGACCCAUACGUUGAGGCAGCAAAUUUUAAUGCUCUCUACCCCUCGCCUUUUCCACCCGCGUACCCAACUGGGUACCCUGCUUAUGGGUAUCAAUACCCGCCACCUCCACAACCUUAA
Helianthus annuus (common sunflower) is the source of this 657-nucleotide messenger RNA. RefSeq names its product extensin-like. Bases 1 to 657 code for a protein of 218 amino acids. The transcript has a single exon. Lineage: Eukaryota; Viridiplantae; Streptophyta; Magnoliopsida; Asterales; Asteraceae. The record is from RefSeq and is a predicted model, not a curated record.